This is a messenger RNA of Mandrillus leucophaeus (drill), 2495 nucleotides long. It is a transcript of the gene MCMDC2, whose product is annotated as minichromosome maintenance domain containing 2. The coding region runs from base 186 to 2231 and encodes 681 amino acids. Gene Ontology annotation, molecular function: single-stranded DNA helicase activity; ATP binding; DNA binding. The record is from RefSeq and is a predicted model, not a curated record. Lineage: Eukaryota; Metazoa; Chordata; Mammalia; Primates; Cercopithecidae. The transcript is spliced from 15 exons. Gene Ontology annotation, biological process: double-strand break repair via break-induced replication.
GGUAUAUGCGCGCAUGCGCGCUAGGGCUCCGCUCCGCCCACGCUGCAGGCGGCGAGCAACCGCUGCCGCGCUCGGUGGGAGUCAAGGUUUUCACAUCCCUUCUAUGAGUUUUGCCAUCUGUAGCUUUUACCAACAAUUGUGGUUUAAUCAAUUAGAAAUAGAGACGAGUCAUUAACCAGGAGAAAAUGUCAAAUCUAAAAAUGAAAGAGGCGGCCCUCAUCUAUCUUGACAGAAGUGGAGGCCUCCAAAAGUUUAUAGAUGAUUGCAAGUACUACAAUGAUUCAAAACAAAGCUAUGCUGUCUAUCGAUUCAAAAUUUUAAUAAAUCCCUCUGAUGUUGUUGAAUUAGAUGCUGAGCUUGGAAAUCACAUUUUACACCAACCUUUAAAAGCAGCUGAAGUUUUUCAAUCAGUCUGUUUUAUUGCUGUUAAGACUCUCUCAUUAAUUGGACAAUUGCAGACUGAAACACAAAUUAAUAUAGUGCUGAAAUUAACACAUUUACCUCCCCUGCCAAGUUAUGGUCUUGAUCUGUGUGAAUUUCCACUUGAUUAUACAUCUCAGAGAUUUUAUAUGAUGCAAGGAAUUGUGAUUGCAAUGACAACUGUAACCAAGUAUACACAAGGUGCAAGAUUUCUUUGUUCAGAUGAAGCAUGCCCUCUUUCAAAAGGAUUUCAGUAUAUAAGAGUGCAUGUGCCUGGUGCUACAGAAUCUGCAACAAUAAGAAAUGACUUUUUGUGUAAUCUAUGUGCAUCUUCACUUCAAGAAGACAGAAAAUUUAGAGUACUUGGUGAUAAACAAAUAGUUGAAAUAAUUGCCACAAAGGGACUUCAUGCUUUUCAAGGACAUUCUAACAAUCAGCCAUUUAGGUUUCAAUCUGUUACAAUUUUCCUAAGAGAUGAAUCAGUGAAUAAAAUGAAUAUAGGAAAUGAAUAUAAAAUUAUUGGAAUUCCAACCUGUGUAAAAGCUUCACAAACUGCUGUCUGUAUAGAAGCAAAUAGCAUAACUUUUUGUAAUUCAAAAGUUCCUUCAGGAAUUAGUGACAAUUUCAGGUGUCUCCUCUCCUUAACUUCCAGCUCAUGCUGGAAGUUUACAGCAAUUCUUGCCAAUAUCUUUGCAUCACAAAUUACCCCUCCUGGGACUUACAAUUUGCUCAAGCUGUGUUUGUUGAUGAGUCUAGUACAGACAACUGACCGUAACAAGGAACUAGAAGAUUGCCUGGAUAUUUUAAUUAUAACAAGUGAUACUCUACUCAUAGACAGGCUUCUGAAUUUUAGCAUAAACCUUGUUCCCCGUGGCAUACGUCAUCUAGUCUCUACUGAAAUUUUUCCCACUCUAUCCAGGAAUAAGUAUGGAACUGGAGCAGUUAGCAUUCAGGCUGGCAGUGCUUUGCUAGCUAAAGGUGGUAUCUGCUUUAUAGGAGACUUGGCCUCACACAAAAAAGAUAAACUUGAACAGCUUCAAUCAGUUCUGGAGAGCAGAAACAUCACAGUGUACAUCCCAGGAAAGAAGUUUGGAGAGGAUACUGAUCAACAGAUGACUUUUCCAGUUCAGUGCAGUUUUUGGUCUUUUGUUGAUAUGGAUUCAUCUUCAAGGAGAAAUGCACAGAAAAUCAACACUCUAAUUGGUCAGAUGGAUUGCAGUUUGAUUCCAGCUAACCUUGUGGAGGCAUUUGGUUUAUUGAUUAACUGUAAUGAGUCAUCUCCCUGCCACCCAUUUCUUUCUACUGUGCAACAUACUUUGAAGAAAGCCAUUAAUCCUGAAGGGCUGCUUUAUGCGGCUUCUAGACAGUUCACAACUGAAGAUUUUGAAAAGCUACUGGCUUUUGCAAAGAAUUUGAAUGUAGAAUUCAGCUUGGAAGCAGAAAGAAUGACUCAUGGCUAUUAUCUAGCAAGUCGCAGAAUCAGAACAGACUCUAUAUGUGGAUCAAAACUGUCGGCAUCUGCAUUAAAAUAUCUCGUUUUCCUAUCUGAAGCCCAUGCACGACUGAACUUAAGGAAUAAAGUGCUUAAAGAAGAUGUGCUGAUUGCAGCCUUACUAUUUGAAACAUCCCUCACAUUGAAAUAUGGGGCCACUGCAUUUUGUGUUGCUCCAAAUGCAGUAUUUCCAUUUGAACUGUAUAAUGAAGAAUACUUAGAGCAAAGGGAUCUCUAUCUAACUCAGUGCCAACAACAGCUGGAACAAUUUAUUGCCACAUAUGGACCUGGGACAACUAUUUUCUCUAGUGAUGAAUAAACAAUUUGAGGAAUUUUUGUUCAUUCCUACUUAAGCAGUGGAGAAAAAGUGUGAGUAUUUUGAGAGUGACUUUGAACUAAUGCUUUGAUAAUACUUUGUACAGGAAUAUAUUAGAAUACUAUUUUUAAAAAUAUAAAAUAUAGUCCCCUCAAAACUAAUUGCUAAUGUGAUAAAUACUAAUCCAAACCUCUAAAACCAACAGAAUUUUAAAACUUAGAACAAUGUGGACAAUUUAAUAGUGAUAAAGUUGUCAAGGAGAAUACU